Messenger RNA from Peromyscus leucopus (white-footed mouse), 2305 nucleotides. It is a transcript of the gene Eme1, whose product is annotated as essential meiotic structure-specific endonuclease 1. Gene Ontology annotation, cellular component: nucleus; Holliday junction resolvase complex. NCBI's taxonomy places the organism in Eukaryota, Metazoa, Chordata, Mammalia, Rodentia, Cricetidae. Gene Ontology annotation, molecular function: DNA binding; nuclease activity. The record is from RefSeq and is a predicted model, not a curated record. The coding region runs from base 154 to 1866 and encodes 570 amino acids. The transcript is spliced from 9 exons. Gene Ontology annotation, biological process: double-strand break repair; mitotic intra-S DNA damage checkpoint signaling; resolution of meiotic recombination intermediates.
CGCAAGAACUGCCGACGCCAUGUUUCCUUUGCAUUCGCUUCCGGGCUGGGAAAUCUGCUUCCGCUACUAGGAGCUCUACUUCCGGAUCCUGCGUACAGUUCAAAAAGUGGCGGGAGCAGUACCAGGCAAUUAAUUGGAUAGCGUGUGUUAGAGAUGGCUCUAAGAAAGCCGUCCCUCUCCCUGCUUUCCACAGAGAGUGAUUCUGAGGAACUGCCCACAUUUGCCUUUCUGAAGAAGGAACCACCUUCAGCUGACAGGAAUCAGCCUCAGAGGGAGAACGUAGCGGUGGUCACGUCAGAUUAUUCCGAGGCCUCCUGUCCUCCGUCACCAGGCUUGGACGAUCCGCCGUUUGUCCUAGAUGCAGCUGAAGCUCCCACCCAGGCAGAGCCGGUCAGAGUGCUAAGCAGCGGAAGUGAGGAUGAAGAUGUAUUUGUCCCCCUGGCCGAGCGGAUCACAUGCAAGUUUCUGACACACGAGCAGCUGAGCCCUGGGCACUCUAGCUCCUCACUUAAAACUGUUUUGGAUCAUCAAAAUAAUACAAGUGGACCAUGUGACUGGAAAAAGCAGCCAUUUCCAAAGAUCCCUGCUGCUGUUCCUCUGCGCAGUGCCUUAGAGAAGAGCCCAGCAAAUGACGGGGACUCUGUCUUAGACCAUCUGUGCCAUCAGCUCCCAGAUCACCAGUCUACCCGCAGCGAGUUGGCAGUAACUAAAACAGUUCCCGACAUCCCUCUACCUCAGAAGAGAACCAAGCGCAGUCAGAAGGUCCAGAGAAGAGGCUCUCAGGGAUGCUGGCAGCCAAGCCAAGCAAGCAGGAAGGAAAACACCCCAAGGCCGCACGAGAAGAAAAAGAAGGCAGCGACGGUCCAUAGGCUGCAAGCCCGGAGGCCGGAGGAAUGCCUCAAGCAUAUUGUGGUGGUGCUGGACCCAGAGCUUUUACAGAUGGAAGGUGGGGGCCAGCUCCUGGGAGCACUGCAGUCUAUGGAGUGCAGCUGCGUGAUUGAAGCCCAGGCUGUGCCUCGAAGUAUCACUUGGAGGAGGAGGACGGAGCUGGUAGAGGAUGGAAAAGACUGGGAGGAAGAGCCGACCAUCCUGGUGUUGCUCCUGGCAGAGGCCUUCAUGUCCAUGGUCAACAACUUAGGGCAGGGAAGUCCGGGCAACACUGAGAAAGGGAAGGAGACACUUCGGGGCUUUGUAACUGAUGUCACAGCAAGGACAGGGAAGGCAUUGUCACUGGUGAUUGUGGACCAGGAGAAAUGCUUCAGGGCUCAGAAUCCUCCAAGGAGAAGAAAAUCAGGAACGGCAAAUAAACAGGCCAAAGAGAAGCAGCAGAAGAAACAAGAGUCUAGCACAAGGCUCAUGAUGUCCAGGGUAGAGAUGGAAGAGGCUUUGGUGGAUCUGCAGCUACACACAGAAGCCCAGGUUCGGAUGGUGCAGAGCUGGAAAGAGCUGGCUGACUUCGCCUGUGCAUUUACAAAGGCUGUGGCUGAAGCUCCCUUCAAGAAGCUCCGGGAUCAAACCAGCUUUUCCUUCUGCCUGGAGAAAGACUGGGCUGGAGGGACGAAAGUGGACCCAGCUGGUCGGGGACUCGCGCUCGUCUGGAGGAGGCAGAUCCAGCAGCUGAACCGAGUCAGUUUGGAAAUGGCCAGUGCCAUUGUGGAUGCCUAUGCCUCACCACAGCUCCUGGUGCAGGCAUAUCAGCGGUGUUUUUCCGAGCAAGAAUGCCAGAAUUUGCUGGCUGACAUACAGGUACGCCGUGGAGAAGGUGUGACAGCCACCUCCCGCCGUGUUGGGCCAGAACUAUCCAGGCGGAUCUAUCUUCAGAUGACCACACUGCAACCGGAUCUCAUCUUAGACAGUGUUGACUGACACCCCUCAGCCACAGGCUGGGUUUCCCCAACCUUGAUCUCUGACAGCAGAGAGGGGCCAGAAGUACGCCCUGGGUACAGUUAGGGAUUGAGUCUCCUUGUGGGAACUGGAAUCUACCUCCACCAGCAUUUACGGGUCCUCCCCUGCAAACCAGAUGCCAUGCAUGGACAACCAGCCAUCCUACGCUGCCCGUCGACCCCCACAAGACAGAGGAGAAAGAUAGGGAGACCACUCAGACACGGAUUUAAUCAUUGUAGAAAUCCAAAGAAUAAGCAUCAAAUCUCGAAGUCAGAGUGAACUCCUGCCUGCGGGUUAGCUUGACUAGGCUCAGCCACUGAGCUGCCUCAACCAGCCAGGGAACUGUGACUCGGCUGACUUCUGUUUUCAUGAUGUCACCUUGUGUAGUAUGUACUUUAUCAAUAAAGCAUUUGUACCAAUG